Molecule: messenger RNA, 2498 nt
Organism: Numida meleagris (helmeted guineafowl)
Lineage: Eukaryota; Metazoa; Chordata; Aves; Galliformes; Numididae
Product: guanylate-binding protein 2-like
Exons: 8
Coding region: 1618-2463 (281 amino acids)
Molecular function (GO): GTP binding; GTPase activity
Source: RefSeq, a predicted model, not a curated record
CAAGAGUUGACCAAUGGUUGACCAACAGUUGAACAACGAUUGACCAGUGGUUGACCAAGAGUUGACCAAGGGUUGACCAACAGUUGAACAACGAUUGACCAGUGGUUCACCCAUAGUUGAUCAAUGGUUGACCAAAAGUUAACCAAUGCUCGACCAGUGGUUGACCAUCUCCCCCCUCUUUAUGCCAUCAGGUAAUGAAAAAACCAUCUUUUGUAUCCCACUUAACCCGGUUGCCCCAAAUAGCUUGUAGGCGGCUCUAAAUAUCCUCUUGUGGCACUGGCCUAUACUCUGUCAUAAGCAAGUUGACGUGCACGGUGUUGCUGACCAGACCGCUGACGAAUUGCUGCAGGAAUCUGAGGAGGAGUGGCAAGAAUAAGGAACCUAAGCAAAGCAGAAGAAAAAGUCCAACAGUCACGGACAAGAGUCUGGACAGCCAGGCAGAAGGGUUCUUGAGGCAGUUCAUUCAUCCUGCCCCCCACCAGUCUCGGUUGAUGCGAUCUACAAGGGUGCUGUCCAGCAGCUUCUGCACCGUUGCUCGCUGUAUGGAAGUGGUGACAUUCUUCUCCCAGUCGAGACAGCAGAAACCUGGCACUCCACCUUGCCAUCAGGACGAAUGAGAACCGUCCCAACGGGAAGGCGCUCCGUUAACGGAUGGUCUGUGGCUCGCCGCUCUAGGUGAUUCAAGCCGUACAAUGCGCGUAGCAGCAAAGCGUGAGGGCACAGCUCUGCUCCGGCUAACCUUCCCCCCUCAACCUGCGUGGAUAACAACCCGUGUGGAUUAACUCCUGCCUCGAAAGGAGGUGCUGAAUGACAGCCAGGGCACGCCUGAACAAUUUCCCACGCUGUCAAUAGGGGAAUAUGGAACACUCUGCGCAGAGCGAUAGCAGAUUGGGGGAACUGCCGGUGUGACGGCUCCGCAGCUACCCGAAGGUCGGAGGUGGUGAAACAGCAGGCUGCAUCUGCCUGCACGUUUCCUUCGGUAGUGAAACCUGGAGCCUGUGUGUGACUAUUCACAUGCAUAAAGAAUACAGGGUGUGUACGCCAUGAUAAAGUGUUAUAUCGCAUCACGGCCGUCUCUGUCCGGGGUUCCGUGCAGGAACGACACAGUAUCACGGAGCGAAAGCAAUAUUGAGUAUCGGUUACAAUGUUGACGGGCUGCUGGGCAAAUAGGUCAAGAGUAAGACAGACAGCCAAGAGCUCCAGUUGUUGUGCUGAGCGUGUUUCGUCUUCUCUAACUUCAGAAUGCCACACGCCUUGGUGCAACCAGGCCACUGCAUAGCGCUGUGUUUUUCCAGCGGCGUCGGUAAAGGCCGCAGUGCCUUGUAGUGGACUCUCAGCUAAAGGAAGCACAGGGCAGCGCUGCGCAGGAUGGGAGCCAGCAGGCAGCUCUUGGGACAGCGUCCUCUCACUCUUCUCUGCCUUUCACUUUCACUUCCACUCUGACUCACCCACAUUUCCCGGAAUGGGAGGAGAAGAUGUUGAGGCUGCAGAGUACAAGUAGCCCCACAGCCCGGUGCUCAGAGCCCUGCUGUGCUGGAGGGACACGGAGCCGGGAGGGCAGAGCCGCGUUCCACACACUCGGAGCCCACCAGAGCCAGGCCAGGCGUGCCGUGAGCCAUGGCAUCUGCAGCGUCGGUGCUGGAGUUGGCGGAGCCCGUCUGCUUCGUUGAGAACCAAGCAGGGCAGGGGCUGGCGGUGCGGCAGGACGCCCUGCAGGUGCUGGCCAACAUCACACAGCCCGUGGUGGUGGUGGCCAUCACCGGGCUGUACCGCAGCGGCAAGUCCUACCUGCUGAACCGGCUGGCCGGGCGGAGGACGGGUUUCUCCCUGGGCUCCAAUGUGCAGGGUCACACCAAAGGAAUCUGGAUGUGGUGCCUGCCUCACCCCCGCCAGCCCGGACACACGCUGGUGCUGCUGGACACGGAAGGGCUGGGUGACAUGGAGAAGGGGGACACCAAGAACGACGCGUGGAUCUUCGUGCUGGCCGUGCUGCUCUCCAGCACCCUGAUCUACAACAGCAGGGGCACCAUCGACCAGCAGGCCCUGGAGAACCUGCACUACGUGCUGACGUUGGCAGAGCGCAUCAAGUUGAGCAAGAGCCCCGGGGAGAGCGGAGCCCAACUGCCCGCAGCCGCCGAGUUGGCCCAGUUCUUGCCAACCUUUGUGUGGGCCGUGCGGGACUUCACGCUGCAGCUGGAGGCGGAUGGGAAGGAGCUCUCCGAGGACGAAUACUUGGAGCAGGCGCUGAAGCUGAGGGGCGGCAGCAGCGCGGAGGCCGAGAGCUACGACCGCCUGCGGGAAUGCAUCCGCCAGUUCUUCCCCGAGCACAGGUGCUUCGUUUUCAAACAGCCUUGUUUACCUUGGCCCAUCGAUCCGGUCUAUCCAGGUCCCUCUGCAGAGCCUUUCUACCAUCUGACAGAUCAACACUCCCUCCCAACCUGCUGUUGUCUGCAAACUUACUGAGGGUGCACUCAAUCCGCUCAUCAAGAUCAGCUUCA